UCCGGGCCGCCCACCAAGCAGGCGGUCGGCGCGAUGGCGGAGGAGGUGAAGAGUCUCAUGAAGGCCACGGUCCUGAUGCGGCAGCCCGGGCGGGUGCAGGAAAUCGUGGGCGCCCUUCGCAGGGGCGGAGGAGACCGCCUGCAGGUGAUUUCUGAUUUUGACAUGACCUUGAGCAGAUUCGCGUACAACGGACAGCGAUGCCCCUCUUCCCACAAUAUUCUGGAUAACAGCAAAAUCAUCAGCGAGGACUGCCGCAAAGAGCUCAGCGCGCUCUUUCACCACUAUUACCCCAUUGAGAUCGACCCACACCGGACCAUUAAAGAGAAGCUGCCUCACAUGGUGCAGUGGUGGUCCAAAGCCCACAAUCUCCUGUGCCAGCAGAGGAUACAGAAAUUUCAGAUAGCGCAGGUGGUUAGAGACUCCACGGCAAUGCUCAGGGAGGGAUAUAAGACUUUCUUCGACACACUCUACCGUAACAACAUCCCGCUUUUCAUCUUCUCGGCGGGCAUUGGGGAUGUCCUGGAGGAGAUUAUCCGGCAGAUGAAAGUGUUCCACCCCAACAUCCACAUUGUGUCUAACUACAUGGAUUUCAGUGAGGAUGGUUUCCUGCAAGGCUUCAAGGGCCAACUCAUCCACACCUAUAACAAGAACAGCUCCGUGUGUGAGAACUCCGGUUACUUCCAGCAGCUUCAGGGCAAAACUAACAUCAUCCUGCUUGGAGACUCCAUGGGGGACCUCACUAUGGCUGAUGGGGUCCCUGGGGUGCAGAACAUUCUCAAAAUUGGCUUCCUAAAUGAUAAGGUGGAGGAGCGGCGGGAGCGGUACAUGGAUUCCUAUGACAUUGUGUUGGAGAAGGACGAGACGCUGGACGUGGUCAACGGGCUGCUGCAGCAUAUUCUGCGCCAGGGGGACUGCAUGGAGCUACAGGGCUCCUGAGUGCGGAGACUCAGGCUAGGUCCUGCAGGCAGUGAGGAGGAGGAAUGCCUGCCCACGGAGCCUCCUGUGUGAGCGCCGAGAGCUGCUGGGCCCUCCUCACUCUGACUCCUGCCCUAUGCCUUUGCCUUCCUCCUGCUAGCAAGAGGCUCAAGGGAGGCCCUGCCUGUGGGAGGGGAGGGCAGCAAGUGUGCUUCCAAGUGAACCAGGGACCACAGCAUGUUAGCCUUCUACGGACCAUCUAGUCCAAGGACUCGUUCUAAGACAGUUUUCAGAGCUGGGAAUACAGACCGCUCAGUGGCAAAUCACCUGUUUAGCAUGUGGCAGACCCUGGGUCCCUUCCCGAGCACUGUAAAAGAAGAAAAAGUAAAGCUGUA
This is a messenger RNA of Chionomys nivalis (European snow vole), 1310 nucleotides long. RefSeq names its product 5'-nucleotidase, cytosolic IIIB (gene Nt5c3b). Gene Ontology annotation, molecular function: 5'-nucleotidase activity; magnesium ion binding. The coding region runs from base 34 to 936 and encodes 300 amino acids. NCBI's taxonomy places the organism in Eukaryota, Metazoa, Chordata, Mammalia, Rodentia, Cricetidae. Gene Ontology annotation, cellular component: cytoplasm. The transcript has 9 exons. The record is from RefSeq and is a predicted model, not a curated record.